AUGUUCAAGAAGCUAUGGGGCUCGUCUGCCUCCACUCCCGCCUCCUCAACCAACUUGAAGCUCAUGGAGUCCAGCGAGGAGGACAGAGAGGCCUUGAGACAGACCCUCGCCGGAAUGGACGCUUUGAUGAAUGAUCAACUCGACGAAGCCGAUAGAUACAUGAACAUGGGCUCUUCGGUGUACCACAUGCUCGGGAGAGCUGCUGUGCAGUUCCUCAAAGGAAUUAUUGGUGGUGAACAGGAAAUAUUGAAGGCAGCUGGAAGGAAAGUCCUUGAGGCCGAAGCCGCUGCUGAUAAAGAGCAGAGGAAGGCUAUCGCAGAGGGACGCCCCGCUGGCAAAUAUCCGCCUGGGACCGAGUUUUCCCUAGUUAGGGCGGAUGCCCUCCUCAUGAGCAGUUUGGUCGGCUUUACAACCGAGAGCAUGGUGGAGAGUAUGAAGGCUGCGUUUAACAUUCGUAAAGCAUACGGGCUGUUUGCUAAGAACUACGAAAUCAUUACCGGUGGUCAACAGAUAGCUGUACUUGGCGCUGCCGGUGUGGAUGGGACGGCCAUGUCGCCUGAGGAGGAGUCUGAAACGGUGAAUGCGCUGACUGAUGCAACACAAGAGUCACUUCAUCUUCACCAUCAACCCAGUAAUAUCAGCAUCAAGACCGCUAGCAGUACAGGUAGCAAAAGGAGGAAUACGAAAGCUUCUCCUGCAGUGGAUGCCUCUUUCAGAGGAAAGGAGGGUGACGAACAAAUGAACGGGCUCAUCUACGCGGGUACUCUGUCCGGUUUAGGCAUCUUCAUCUUGAUCAUUUCCCUUCUACCCACUUCUCUCAACAAGAUCCUCUCGAUUAUCGGCUUCAGAGGAGAUCGAAAGCAGGCACUUCAACUUCUUUGGGACAGUGCUCCCGUACCCAACGUAUACGGCGCCAUUGCUACAUUGACGCUCCUCGAGUACUAUAAUGCCAUUUCUAGUUGUGAUAUUGUCGACGAUGAGCUUUUUGAAGAGAGAAGGAAGACACUGGAGAUGCUGGCCCUCACAAAGGUUCGCUACCCGAAAAGUGGUAUGUGGGGCUUACAGGAAACACGAGCAAUGGCGCAGCAAGGAAAGCUGUACGAAGCCCUCGAUCGUUUGGAGCAACCUAUGACCUUUCAGAUGAAGCAAGUUGAAGUGCUCUGGACAUAUGAGCACGCUCUCAACCUUCUAUACGCCUUGCGCUUUGAGGAAGCUGCGCAGAAGAUGCUGCAUCUGUCGUCAAUAAGUGAGUGGAGUCAUGCCAUCUACACCUUCUUCGCUGGUUGUUGUUACGUUGAGCUCUACCGGCAGGCGCUGCUUGAUAACGACACGGAGGCCGCGGCGAGGUGCGCGAAAGAAGCUGAUGCUUUACUGACCAAGGUCCCUGGACUUGUGGGGAAGAAAACAUUCAUGUCCAAGCCCAUGCCGCUUGAAGUGUUUGUUCAGCGGAAGAUCAAGCGAUGGCAAGCACGCGUGGGAUCCAAAGGUCAACUUGUAGAUGGCGUAGGGGUCAGUCCCCUCAUGGAGUUCGUGUGGAUCAACAACGGAUGGGUCCGUAUGGCCAGCGAUAAGCAGCUGUUGGAGAAAUCACAGCGCAUGAUCAAAUACAGGGACGCAUCCAAAUGGCAGAUGGAGGAUGAUGCAGACGAGAUGGUUGUGAGGGACAUGCUAACCGCUGUCGUCAUGCGCUACUCGGGCGAUCUCCGGGGUGCUCGAGAGAUUCUCGAACAGCGUGUUGUCCACACGGAAAAGGCUAUUUUCUAUACGAGCAAAGAUAAAGACGAAUACUGCAUUCCUGGUGGAUAUUACGAACUGGCCGUUUGUCUCUGGGAGGGGCAAAAGGAAGCCAAGGGUGCGGCCGCAGCAAGGCAAUGGCUGAUCAAGGCUCGGGAUUAUGGUCAAAACUACGAUAUUGCUAAUCGCGUUGAUGUGAGGAUUCAAGCAGGAUUGAGCAUCUUGAAGAAAUAUCCAUAG
This is a messenger RNA of Saitoella complicata NRRL Y-17804, 1974 nucleotides long. RefSeq lists its product as uncharacterized. Gene Ontology annotation, cellular component: cytosol; mitochondrial outer membrane; nucleus. The transcript has 6 exons. The record is from RefSeq and is a predicted model, not a curated record. Bases 1 to 1974 code for a protein of 657 amino acids. NCBI's taxonomy places the organism in Eukaryota, Fungi, Ascomycota, Saitoellomycetes, Saitoellales, Saitoellaceae.